Anisakis simplex (herring worm) is the source of this 372-nucleotide messenger RNA. NCBI's taxonomy places the organism in Eukaryota, Metazoa, Nematoda, Chromadorea, Rhabditida, Anisakidae. The record is from the annotation of a GenBank genome assembly.
AAUACACAAACAACAGCCACAACUUCCACAUCACUGUUCGGUCAAACAAAACCGUUGUUUGGCUCGUCAACCACGAAUCCAGCCCAACCGAAUGCAUUCGGCGGAGGUACCACAUCAAUUUUCGGCUCAACACAACCUACAACUCAGUCCGGAAGUUUAUUUUCAACUGGUUUUGGAGACUAUAUAGCAAAUCGACGUGGUGCAACAACGGGUGGAGGCUUAACGUUUGGUCAGACGCAGCCAACAACAUCAACUUCGUUGUUCGGUGGUAAUACAGCCACCACACAAUCAUCUUUAUUUGGUGCACAGAAUAAAUCGCUUUUUGGAGUAAUCUGUUUACUCAGAAGUUUUGAUAUUCGCAAGACUAAUUAA